CGCCCGCCCCGCGCCUGCUGCCGUCCCCGGUCCGCUCCCUCUGCCCGUCGCCCCGCGGUGCUCGCAGCCAUGUCGCGGCCCGGCGGCGGCGCUAGCAGCUUCACCCGUCAGCCCGGCGGCGCGCAGGGGGGCUCGGCGGGCCGCGGUCGCGGCCGCGGCCGGGCGCUGAAGGAUGUCCGCGUCGACGAGGAGGUGGAGAUCGCCGUGAGCAUGGCCCUCGAGCGGUUCCGCUACGGGGACGAGAAGGAAAUGGAGUUUCCUUCUUCCCUCACUACCACCGAGCGGGCCUUCGUGCACCGGCUGUGUCAGUCCCUUGGUUUGAUAUCGAAGAGUAAAGGAAAAGGACCAAAUCGAUACCUGACUGUAAGGAAGAAAGAUGGAUCAGAAGUAUCUCAUGCAGUAAUGACUUGUUGUUUGAGUCCAACGACAAAACAUGCCAUUCAGAGAUUGAUUCAGAGAUUUCCUGUCACAAAUAAAGAACGAACAGAACUUCUGCCAAAGACUGAGCGAGGAAAUGCAUUUACUGUGGAAGCUGAAAACAAAGAAGUCAACAAGACAAGUGGACGGCUUAACAGUGGUAUUCCUCAGGUUCCCGUGAAAAGAGGGGAAUCGGAGUUUGAUUCUUUCAGGCAGUCACUGCCAGUUUUUGAAAAACAGGAGGAAAUUGUCAAAAUAAUCAAGGAAAAUACAGUUGUUCUAAUUUUGGGAGAGACUGGAUCAGGAAAAACUACUCAAAUUCCACAGUUCCUUCUUGAUGACUGUCACAAAAAUGGAAUUCCCUGUCGUAUAUUUUGCACUCAGCCAAGACGUUUGGCAGCUAUUUCUGUGGCUGAACGAGUGGCGGCAGAAAGAAGAGAAAAGAUUGGCCAGACAGUUGGUUAUCAGAUCCGAUUAGAAAGCAGGGUUUCUCCAAAGACACUGUUAACAUUUUGCACUAAUGGCAUACUACUUCGCACACUAAUGACAGGAGACAGUACUCUAUCAACAGUGACGCAUGUUAUUGUGGAUGAAGUACAUGAGAGGGAUAGAUUCAGUGACUUCUUGUUAAUAAAACUGAGAGAUGUAUUGCAGAAACAGAGUAAUUUAAAACUAAUAAUUUCCAGUGCUGCUCUCGAUGCAAAUCUCUUUAUUAGGUAUUUUGGAAGUUGCCCCGUAAUACACAUACAAGGAAGGCCUUUUGAAGUUAAAGAGAUGUUUUUAGAGGACAUUUUACGAAGCACUGGAUAUACAAACAAAGAGAUGGUAAAGUACAGAAAGGAGAAACAGCGAGAAGAAAAACAGCAAAGUACUCUUACUGAGUGGUAUUCUGCUCAAGAAAAUAGUAGCAAGCCAGAGUCUCAGAGACGAAGAUCUGUUCCAAAUCUAUCUGAAGAGUAUAAUCUGAUGGAUGAUGGGGGUGACACAGUAUUUAAUCAACAGACUGAAAAAGAUGCAAAUUGUCUUGAACCAUGGUUAAUAAAGGAAAUGGAUUCUUGUCUUUCUGACAUCUGGUUGCAUAAAGAUAUUGAUUCCUUUGCUCAGGUGUUCCAUCUCAUUUUAACUGAAAACAUUAGUGUUGAUUAUAGGCACAGUGAAACCAGUGCAACUGCACUAAUGAUUGCUUCAGGGAGAGGCUUCCUGAGUCAAGUAGAACAACUGAUCAGUAUGGGAGCAAGUAUCCACUGCAAAUCAUCCAAUGGCUGGAUGGCUUUGGACUGGGCUAAGCAUUUUGGGCAGACGGAGGUUGUUGACCUGUUGGAAUCCUACAGUGCAUCAGUGGAAUUCGGAAAUCUGGAUGAAAGUUCCCUCGUUCAAUCAAGUGGUAAUGACCUUGGAGCAGAGGACAGAGAAUUGUUGAAAGCUUAUCAUCACAGUUUUGAUGAUGAAAAGGUGGAUCUGGACCUGAUUAUGCACUUACUUUAUAACAUCUGUCAUAGUUCUGAGAGUGGAGCAAUUUUAAUAUUUCUUCCUGGAUAUGAUGAGAUAGUUAGCUUGAGGGACUGUAUUCUUUUUGAUGACAAGAGAUUUGCUGAUAAUGCUCACAGGUAUCAAGUUUUCAUGCUUCAUUCAAAUAUGCAGACUUUGGAUCAGAAGAAAGUGCUUAGAAGUCCACCUUCUGGUAUUCGCAAAAUAAUUCUUUCUACUAAUAUUGCAGAAACCAGCAUCACAGUUAAUGACGUUGUAUUUGUUAUUGACUCAGGCAAGAUGAAAGAGAAAUCUUUUGAUGCACUGAGUUGUGUUACAAUGCUAAAAACUGUGUGGAUUUCAAAAGCUAGUGCCAUCCAGAGAAAAGGCAGGGCUGGGCGCUGUCAGCCUGGAGUCUGCUUCCGUCUCUUCAGCAGGCUCAGAUUUCAGAAUAUGUUGGAAUUUCAGACUCCAGAACUUCUACGAAUGCCACUUCAGGAGCUUUGUUUACACACAAAACUGCUGGCUCCAAUUAAUUGUCCAGUUGUUGACUUUCUUAUGAAAGCUCCUGAUCCUCCACCGGCUUUAAUUGUGAGAAAUGCUGUGCAAAUGCUUAAGACAAUAGAUGCCAUGGAUACUUGGGAAGACCUCACUGAACUUGGUUAUCAUCUCGCUGAAUUACCAGUAGAGCCACACCUUGGUAAAAUGGUGUUGUGUGCUGUUGUUUUGAAGUGCCUGGAUCCCAUUCUUACUAUUGCUUGUACUCUUGCAUAUCGAGACCCUUUUGUCCUACCUACACUGGCCUCUCAGAAGCGUGCAGCUAUGCUGUGCAGAAAACGUUUAACUGCAGGAACAUUUAGUGACCAUAUGGCAUUUCUCAGGGCUUUCCAGGCAUGGCAGAAGGCACGGAGUGAUGGCUGGGAGAGAGCCUUCUGUGAAAAGAACUUUCUUUCUCAAGCCACCAUGGAAAUCAUCAUAGGAAUGAGAACACAAUUGCUUGGUCAGCUUAGAGCUUCAGGUUUUGUCAGAGCCCGAGGAGGAGCUGAUAUCAGAGAUGUUAACACUAACUCUGAAAACUGGGCUGUAGUUAAAGCUGCCUUGGUAGCUGGGAUGUAUCCCAAUCUAGUACAUGCGGACAGGGAAAGCCUGGUUUUGACGGGACCAAAAGAGAAGAAAGUGCGUUUUCAUCCUACCUCUGUUCUUAGCCAGACUCAGUAUAAAAAGAUUCCACCAGCGAAUGGGCAAGCUGCAGCUGUUCAGGCACUCCCCACAGACUGGCUUAUAUAUGAUGAAAUGACAAGAGCUCACAGGAUAGCAAAUAUCAGAUGUUGUUCAGUUGUAACACCUGUCACUGUGGCACUCUUCUGUGGACCAGCUAGGUUACCACGUAACGCUUUGCAGGAGCCUUCAUCCCUUCGAGGGGAUGGGGUAUCUAAUGGUAACAGUGAUAGUGAGGUGGAGGACGAAGCAACUUCUAAUUCAGCACUACUGAAGCUAGAUGAAUGGCUUCAUCUCAAACUGGACUCUGAGGCUGCUGGUUUGCUGUUGCAACUCAGACAGAAGUGGCAUAGCUUAUUUCUGCGUCGUAUGCGAGCUCCUUCUAAACCAUGGUCUCAAGUUGAUGAAAUAAUUAUAAAAGCAAUCAUAACUGUUUUAAGUACUGAAGAACAGUCUGCAGGUUUGCAGCAGCCUUCAGGAAUUGGUCAGAGGCCAAGGCCUAUGUCUUCUGAAGAACUUCCUUUAGCAUCUACAUGGAGGUCAACCAGCAGUAGAAAAAGCUCAGCAGAAACUGAAUUGUCCGAUGACUCGUCUAAUGCUGAAAAAGUUUUAAUGAAAUCUAUGCCUCCAGCAUUCCAGCCAAAGAAAUACAAGGAAAAAAACACUUUGCACUCCAAACGAACAUCAGAUGACAGGUCAGAUCAAUCAUCAGCGAGGUCUACGGACAGUAGUAGCUAUCCCAGCCCAUGUGCUAGUCCUUCUUCGACAAUAUCUGGAAAGGGUUCCAAAUCUCCUUCACCAAGAUCGAAUGUGCCAGUUCGGUACUUCGUAAUGAAAAGUAACAACUUGCAAAACCUUGAUAUUUCUCAGCAGAAAGGUGUAUGGUCUACAAGGCCAAGCAAUGAACGAAAACUAAAUAGAGCUUUCUGGGAGAGCAGCAUGGUUUACUUAAUAUUUUCUGUUCAAGGAUCUGGACACUUUCAGGUAACUCAACCUCUUGCUCAAAGGCUAGUAGUGAAUUGCCUUCAAACGUCUGUUGGAAUGCUUAUGACCUACAUUAAUCUGUUAAAAGCAGACACACACAAGACACACACAAAAAAAAGGCAAGGGUUUGCUACCUUUUUCUUUGCAUGCCAAAACUAACACUGUAAAUGUUAGUAAAUGACUAAGCAGCUAAAAUCCAAUGGCAGCUUUCUAAAUUUAGGAAACACAUAGAUGUCUCCGACUAACUUGAAUAAUAGCUGUUUUGCUUGAACAGUAUUUUCUAAGAUCUAUGAGAGGGGGAAGUCAUACCAUGAUACUUAAAGAGCUUUGUCUUGAAUUGUCAAAUGUUUAGGUCAGAGGGUGUGAUCAGUGUGACCUAUAUAAAAUGUACUGUAAUGGUUUACUUUAAAAAUUCUAGCUUAGCAAGAUAUUUGUCAACAAAAGAUGUCCAAUUUGAAGUUAAAGGCCUGACCUGGUAGCAUAAAGUUGCAUGUUAACGGUGUUGUAGAGAAGGGUGAACUCAGUUGUUAUGGGUAACUGAAGUUUAUCUUUUUUAUAUAAAUCUAUUUAUAAAAGUCAGCUAAAUGUAAAAACCUCAUGAACUAGUCAAAUUACAUCUGUCGUGAUGAUACCAUGUGAUAAUUUGGCAAAUGCAGAUGUGCUACUGGAAAGAAAUUUUUGGCAUGCUGGUUGGUUAUAAAAAUGGUCUGUUGUAUUGGGGCUCUUGGAGGAGGAAACAGGCUAGGAAAUACAUGCUGGAAUCUGGAGUGUGGGUAGUUGAUGUUGCCUUGCCCUCCAGUUUUGACAAUACAAUGAACAUUCAUGAAAAUGUGAGACUUACAUUACUAUUACUGUUCUCUUGCACCAAGUCUGUCUUUGCUUAACACUUUUUUUUAACCUCCAUUCCUUCUACUAAUUUCCAUUUAAGUUUGUCUUGAGCUAUCUAGGACUGUGGUGGUUUAACACCAGUAGAUAGACAGGCUCCACCAUGCUGCGCUCUCACUUCCCCUCCUCAAAAAGACCAGCAGAAAUUAUGAUGGAAAAAGAGCUCAUGGACUGACAUAAGGAUGGGAGAUCACUUGCCAAUUACCAUCAUGGGCAAAACAGACACAGCCUAAGGGAGAUUAAUGUAAUUUGUUGCCUCCUAAUAACAGACUAGAACAGCUUGAACUAAAAGUAAACUACAAGCACCAUCCCUUCAACCCCAUCUAUCCUAUUCUGUCUCUUCUCCCGAAGCAGGGCAGGCAAAUGACGAAUGAAGGUUGUGGUCAGUCCUUAGGCCUGGGGUCUGCUUCUGCAGGGGCUCAUCUCCAUGGGUCGCAGCCUCCUCCAGGCCACAUCCACCUGCUCCACCGGGGGCUCUCCACGGGCUGCA
Molecule: messenger RNA, 5461 nt
Organism: Cygnus olor (mute swan)
Lineage: Eukaryota; Metazoa; Chordata; Aves; Anseriformes; Anatidae
Gene: YTHDC2
Product: YTH domain containing 2
Exons: 28
Coding region: 70-4245 (1391 amino acids)
Cellular component (GO): intracellular anatomical structure
Molecular function (GO): ATP binding; RNA binding
Source: RefSeq, a predicted model, not a curated record